UUUGUUGUUUGGAUCUUUGGAUUUUUGUGGUUAGUUUUUUAAGUUUGAGACUGGAUUUGUUUUUGGUAACCGUAACUAAAAUUUUAAUAUUUGGUUGAAACUUUUCCUUUUAAAAAACAAUAAUCUGUCUUUUCGUCGACAAGAAAAGUAGACGGAAGGAACCAUUUAAUCGAGGAGAUAGAUAUCCAGAAGAAAGGAUUUUUGAGUUCUGAUCCUAAGUAGGGUAUCAAGGUAGUGCAUCAUGGCUGACGUUGAUGAUAUUCAGCCCCUUGUUUGUGACAAUGGGACGGGAAUGGUUAAGGCUGGUUUCGCUGGAGAUGAUGCCCCUAGGGCGGUGUUCCCUAGCAUUGUAGGACGUCCUCGUCACACUGGUGUGAUGGUUGGUAUGGGUCAGAAAGAUGCUUACGUUGGAGAUGAGGCUCAGUCCAAGCGUGGUAUUUUAACUCUAAAAUAUCCAAUCGAACAUGGGAUUGUGAGCAACUGGGAUGAUAUGGAGAAGAUUUGGCAUCAUACCUUCUAUAAUGAACUUCGUGUAGCUCCCGAAGAGCAUCCUGUUCUGCUUACUGAAGCACCCCUGAACCCUAAAGCUAAUCGAGAGAAGAUGACUCAGAUUAUGUUUGAGACCUUCAAUGCUCCUGCUAUGUAUGUUGCUAUCCAGGCUGUUCUCUCCCUUUAUGCCAGUGGUCGAACAACUGGUAUUGUUCUUGAUUCUGGUGAUGGAGUCAGCCACACAGUUCCCAUCUACGAAGGUUAUGCACUCCCUCAUGCCAUCCUGCGUCUUGACUUGGCUGGACGUGAUCUUACAGAUGCUUUGAUGAAAAUCCUGACUGAACGAGGUUACUCAUUCACCACCACGGCUGAGCGUGAAAUUGUGAGGGAUAUGAAGGAAAAGCUUGCUUACAUUGCUCUGGAUUAUGAGCAGGAGAUGGAAACGGCCAAGACAAGCUCAUCUGUAGAGAAGAGCUAUGAGCUUCCAGAUGGACAGGUGAUCACCAUUGGAGCUGAGCGUUUCCGAUGCCCAGAAGUCCUUUUCCAGCCAUCAAUGAUUGGUAUGGAAGCUGCUGGUAUUCACGAGACCACAUACAACUCUAUCAUGAAGUGUGAUGUUGAUAUCAGGAAAGAUUUAUAUGGCAACAUUGUCCUCAGUGGUGGGUCCACUAUGUUCCCCGGGAUUGCUGACAGGAUGAGCAAGGAGAUAACCGCUCUAGCUCCAAGCAGCAUGAAGAUAAAGGUCGUGGCUCCUCCCGAGAGGAAAUACAGUGUCUGGAUUGGAGGAUCCAUCUUGGCAUCCCUAAGUACUUUCCAGCAGAUGUGGAUUGCGAAGGCAGAGUACGACGAGUCCGGGCCAUCUAUCGUUCACAGGAAAUGCUUCUGAUUUUUAUUUUAUUUUCUUAAAAGUUUGAAGCAGGUUGUGCAGGUGAAGAAGAGAGAAGUAUUGUUCCUUGUCUAGAAGAAAAAAAAACUUCAGCUUUACUUUAUCAUUUCACUAUUUCAGUGUCCAGACAUAGUUUUGUUAUAAUUUCCUAAUUUGAAAAUGUGUAUUAAUGCAUGGCCAUUGUUGGUUUUGGUCGGGACAUAGGGAAAGUCAAAUCAUCUAUAGCAUAGCUCGGUUUCUAUAUAACUGAGUAAAUAUAUCUUCCGCGCCAAAAUUGUGCUUCAUAACAUUUUUGCAUCACUUGAUUUGUUAUUGAAUCAUCAAGUAAAAGUUAUUGGCUCGUUAAGUAA
Messenger RNA from Papaver somniferum (opium poppy), 1725 nucleotides. RefSeq names its product actin-like. The transcript has 5 exons. NCBI's taxonomy places the organism in Eukaryota, Viridiplantae, Streptophyta, Magnoliopsida, Ranunculales, Papaveraceae. Bases 242 to 1375 code for a protein of 377 amino acids. Gene Ontology annotation, cellular component: cytoplasm. The record is from RefSeq and is a predicted model, not a curated record.